This is a messenger RNA of Plasmodium inui San Antonio 1, 3972 nucleotides long. RefSeq lists its product as hypothetical. The record is from RefSeq and is a predicted model, not a curated record. The coding region runs from base 1 to 3972 and encodes 1323 amino acids. NCBI's taxonomy places the organism in Eukaryota, Apicomplexa, Aconoidasida, Haemosporida, Plasmodiidae. The transcript has a single exon.
AUGCGCGUUCAUCUCCUCUGCGCGACACUUGGCGUAUACGGAGCAGCCACGAGUGCAGCCCUGUCCACAGAGCCGCUGCAGAGUUCCGUGGACAAGGGAAGUCUCUUCAUUAGGCGUCCUCCCCGAAAGCACGAAGCGAAAGUUUCGAAGAAGUGGAAAAGCAACGUCACAACUUCUCGUGGUGAGGACACCCACAAACGCAGCAGCCGAGGUGCAGCUGUUGUAAGUACAUUGGAAUCUCCCAUAGUGGGUGUACCCGUUGGAGUGCCUCUGGACGCUGCUCAGCAUGGAGAACACGGCGCGGAAGAAAACGGGGGAAUGGCCUUCCUCUCCCCGGUUAGAAGCAACCGAAAAGAAGUGACCCUUUCCCUCAGGAAGCAGACAGGGAAGCGCCAUUUCAACUGCACCAAAUUGAAUAACAUCCUAUGCAUGCAAUUCUUGCCGAAUAUCUCCAACGCCUACUUAAGGUACGUCCUCGAAAAGUUCAGCGCAAAUGAUCUCCCAGUUAAGGAGAACAUUUUAUUUCACCUAAUUUUGAGAUACCUACGUGAGCGUAGCAGCAACCUUGUGGGGGGAAAGACAAGCGAGAGGGACUCCCAACUGAUUAACAUCAUUGAAGAUAACGCAUACAAAUUUAUUGCCGACCAUGCCAGGGUCAUAAAAAAAUGUGCAAAGAGGAAGAAGCACAAUGAGGUACACUUUGAACGGUGUAGAACAGAGGAGGGAAGAGCAAAAGAAACCACCUCCUCACCCCCCCCGUCAGACAACAAAAUUAUAAAUGCUUACUUAAAAAUGAGAAAAAAAUUUAACAUCAUUUUUGUCAGCAUAAAAAGCGAAAGAAAUAUUUAUCGAAUGUUUCGAAAAAUUAAAAGAAAUAUUUCUUUUUACGAUUUUCUGGAUCGACUAGCCAUUUUGUCUUUUUUCCAUAGACAUGCGCAGCACCGAUUUGUGCUUCACUUUUUCAAAAGAUAUAUUUUCAGCCUUAAGAAUGAAAACAACUUAUUUGUCAUUAAUUUUGUGAACACAUUGGGGGAGAGAAGCCUGCUGAAGAGAUACAUGUUGAUUCCGCAGUUGACUUACCACGCGAUUUUGCACACACCGGUGGGGUUUGACACCUGCGCGGACUCGUUCAAGUGGAGUUUCCUCCCCGUUAACGCGUGCAACUAUGUGGAGAGUUACAUGAGGGAGAGGUUCUUCCUCGGCGGAGCCACGAGGAGGGGUGUUAGAGGCGACGGAAUUGACAGAAGCCAACUUCACAGUGGCCGUGUUGAGAGCGGUCGACUCCACGCCAAGGCGACCUUCCUAAUCUAUUCAAAUUUACUGGACUCCCUCACGCAAAAGAGGAAUGAGUACUUCCCCGAGCUGUUCCUCAAGCAAUUUUGCCUGUACUACUCAGAAAAGGAAAACAUCCUUUACGACAACAAAUGGCACUACUUCCUCAUCACGGUGUCCUCUCUGAUGAAGGCACACUACGUGAGGAGGAAGCUCCACAUUAUGGGAGAUGCACACAAGGGAGCAAACCCCCCUCUACUAAACCGCGUCAACAUACAUGAUGAUGACAUUUUCAGGGACAAAACGCACUGCUUGAUAACCUGUGGAGGAAAUCGCCUGAACAGUCAGGUGGUGACUUACCUCCGGAGGCAGUUCCAUGCAGGGGAGCUCCACCGAGGGGAGACCCUCAAGCAGUACUCCCUUCUGCUUCUUCUCCAGUACACCUUCUUACUUGAGCUAAACCUGGAAGAAGUCAAUCUGGUGAGUAGAAACUCCGCCAAUCAUUUUUCAAACACGGUGGAAAAUAAGGAGUCGGCAGGGAAGAAAAUGAAAAGAGAAGGGAGCGGAACAGAACACAAAUCCGCAUCUUUCAAAAAACAAGGAGCAGUAUCUGCAGAAAGGGAACGCCUCCUUGUACGGAUAAGUCUCUUGUACAAAUCCAUUUUAUCAAGCCACUGUGAACACACAGGUGAGACAAUUCUAUUAUAUAACUACACGUUUCAGGAGUUGACUCGAUUUGUGCAAAACUAUUUAGCCGACUUAGUGGAGAAGUGUUUCCAUGGAGGGAGAGAAGUUGCAGAAGAGAUGAAAUUGUGCGUUAAGUACAUCCUACCACUGUGCAGAGUUAACCCGCGUCUUUUUUUCAUGCUCCUGGAAUGUCUAAAUGAAGGUAGCAAUGUCAAUAUGGCGAGGCACCUCUGGCUGGGAAGUAAACAGACGCUGAGGAAUUUGCAGCCAUGGGUAAGAAAAGCCAUCGCGGGGGAGCUCCUCGAAGGUGCUGCAGAGGGAGGGGGCAGUCAACGGAGGACCCGCGAAGGGGAGACUCACCAGAGACAGCCCCACCAAGGGGACACCCACCAAGGAGAGCCUUACGACAGAAUGGCCACUGACCGGGGAGACCCCCCCUUGGCCCUCGCCAUCUCAGCGUACGACGCGGUGCAAACAAUUUACAAACAAAUAACAAGUUGCUACGACAAGGCGCAUAUAAAGAAUCUGAUCAGAGGCUUGCUAUCCCUGCGCAGCGGAAUGGAAAGUGACCCUUCCCCCUUGGGCAUCUUUAAGAGACCCAUUUUAGCCCUAAAUUUGAAGCAGAUUUUUUUCCUCUUUGUUACUUUGAAUUAUUUCAAUUUGCACGGCGAGAUUAUUCAGCUCUUUCGACACAUUAUGGGCAGCGCUGCAUUGGGGGAAGUCUUCCGCAGAGCCAUCUCAAAGAGGGGGAACCACCAUCCCAGCAUAGGGGAUCAACACAUUGAUGAGGAAGAACACGAGCUGUGCCAAAAGAUUCUCUACAUUUACUGCAAUUCGAGUUUUUGUGUGGACAGUCCUCUGCGCCUGCCCGCGGGGGUGACAUGCUCGAGGGGGCUCAUGAAGUAUGUUCUCUUCUAUCGUGACCCGCUGCACAUAUUUAACCACCUGAUCAGGAAAUAUGAAAGAGGAAGGACUGCCGAGGGGAACAUCGAGGGGGCCUACAAUGAGGGUAACUCCAAUGAGGGUUCCGCCAAUCAGGGCAAAGGCACAGUGGAGGAGAUUUUACAAAAAGUGGAAGGCAGCAAAUUUUUUCACGAGGACAGUUUGAGCAAAUUUCGAAGGAGUAGCAUUUUUAAGGAAUUUUUUGGAGAAGAAAUAUACACCCGAGUGAGUCAGAAGGAGUACACACUAAUAUUUUACACGUUGAUGAUAGAUCUGUACAAGCAGGGAUCGAUGUGGGAUAACAGAUCGGCAUGGGACAACAGAUCGAUGUGGCACAACGAAUCCACAUGUAACCCCCAUGCGGGGGAGAACAAAACGAAGCAAAGUGAAAAUAACCCCGCUGCGUCAUUGCGACGACUCCAAUUCAUAUACCUGCAUUUUUACGUCGCAUGGGAAACCUAUCUCAAGGUGCACAAAAUGAGCAAGAUAAAUUUCCUAAUCGGUGCCAAGACAUUUCUCCUUCUGAAUGAUGUCGAAACGUUCCAAAAUUUACUUUGCGCAAACAGGAAGAUAGUAGAAAAGUGCGCCAUCUUUGUUAACUCCCUUCUAAAUAACUACGUCCAUCAUUGUGAUGCCCGCAUGGAUAUAUUGCAGAAUAAUUUGAUUGCCCCUUCCGAUAUGUACAUUACCUCCGCAGAUGAGCUGAUCAUUUUUAACUUAAAUCAUGAGCAAGUUGUGCAGAGGAUACGUCCGUUUGGGGACUACAGCAGUCAGUGUAAAGUCACGCUCUUUAUCGAUUACCGGAAAUUGUUCCCAGAUUUAAUCAACCUACAGUUCUGUCUUACCCUCCCCUUUUUACGAAGUCAGAAAGUCAAAUCCUUCCUUGAGGAAAAUAAAAUAACCUUAUGUGAAAAAAACUUCUGGGACAUUACCGAUUUGGUCAUAUUUUACGGGAAAUGCCUCGACAAAAGGGACAAAAUUGUGUACUUUUUUUCCAAACAGAUGAGUGAUUUUUCCAUCCAAAAGAAUAAACUCGUUAAAGACGCGUUCGUCGUUUCACGGAAGAAGUAG